UACAAAAUGCGUGCAUUUAUAGUACUUUGCCUUUGUGCAACAGCCUUGGCUGCACCUCAAGGAUACAAUUAUCAACAGAGCCAACAAAGUUCAAUUAAAUACAACACAAAGCCAGUAUUCGGCAGUUUAGGUGACAUCGAUCACAGUGCCAUUUUGCAAGAAGCCCUCAAAAAGGCACAAUUACAAAGUAGUUUGGUGGGAGGACAAAGUGCAAGCACACAACAACAAACACAAUUCUCCACCACUUCACAAUUCUCAGCUGCUCCACAAUUUUCUGCAGCACCACAAUUCGGACAGCAACAACAGCAACAAACCUUCGGAUUUUCAGGUAUUCAACAACAACAGCCAACAUUUGUGAAUAAUGUUGUGGCCCAGCAACAAGCUCCAAUCCAAUAUCAAACUUAUCCCCAACAACAACAACAACCCCAACAAUUGUAUCAAUCACCUUCGACUGUAACCAAAGACAUAUAUGUUCAUGUUGCUCCCGAAGAUGGUGGUGCUGAAUCACAACAACAACAGGCUUUGCCACAAUUGCCACCCCGUAAACAUUAUCGCAUUGUCUUCAUUAAGGCACCCUCUCAAAAUGCUAACAAGGCCACAGUGCGUAUUAAUCAAGCUCCAGUUGAGGAGAAGACCAUCAUUUAUGUGUUGACCAAGAAGGCUGAUCCUUUGGACUUGCAAGCUGCCAUUCAGGAGGCUCAACCCAAACAACCCAGCAAACCGGAAGUCUACUUUAUUAAAUAUAAGACACAGGAAGAGGCACAACAUGCUCAGCGUACAAUUCAAGCCCAAUACGAUCAACUUGGUGGUACUACACAAAUUUCCGAUGAAGGAAUUGCCCCCGUUACCUCAGUUAUUGGAUCUUUGGAUGGCCAAAAUGCCAGCGGUUCAACACAGCAAUCAGUCAGCAGUGGCAGCAUUUCAUCAACCCUGUCCUCGGGUAGCUCAUCGUCGUCAUCAUCAUCCUCAUCAUCGUCGAAUAUCAGCAAAUAUUUGCCACCCAUUGUCAAACUGUAAAAAGGUGUUAAUUGAAUAUUGAAACCUUUAUGACUGAUUGCCAUCCCAUUGUUAUAUCACAUAGCAAUGAUGUCUUCUU
Messenger RNA from Musca vetustissima, 1096 nucleotides. Its product is annotated as adenylate cyclase, terminal-differentiation specific. Lineage: Eukaryota; Metazoa; Arthropoda; Insecta; Diptera; Muscidae. The coding region runs from base 7 to 1017 and encodes 336 amino acids. The record is from RefSeq and is a predicted model, not a curated record. The transcript is spliced from 3 exons.